Arachis ipaensis is the source of this 492-nucleotide messenger RNA. The record is from RefSeq and is a predicted model, not a curated record. Lineage: Eukaryota; Viridiplantae; Streptophyta; Magnoliopsida; Fabales; Fabaceae.
AUGGUUGAUGACUUGGUUUUAACUGGAAAUGAUAUUGGCAAAAUUAAUUCCAUCAAGAAAAAUUUGGAUGACAAAUUCAAAAUAAAGGAUCUUGGUGAUCUCAAGUACUUCUUGGGAAUGGAAGUAACACGCUCCAACUCUGGAAUUUACAUUUAUCAGUGGAAGUACACCAUAGACCUUCUCAAGAAUUGUGGUUAUCUAGAUUGCAAGCCUCUCUCCACUCCAUUUGAUUAUAGUCAGAAACUCUCGAAGGAGUCAGGUACCAUUUUAACGGACAACACUACUUACAGACAGCUCAUCAGCCGACUCAUUUACCUCACAAACACUAGACCCGAUAUCUCUUAUGCCGUGGGACGUUUGAGCCAGUUUUUGGACUGUGCAACCACUUCUCACCUACAGGCUGCUUUUUGCGUACUUCGAUAUUUAAAAGGCAGACAUGCAACUAGGCUACCUGUGCCGAUACUCGUCGCUUCGUUUUCGGUUAUUGCUUGA